AUGGAAGAAGAUUUAGGCGACUGGGGGCUUCUUAGCAUCUCAGAUAUAUUAGACACGGACAUUCCUCGUAAAAAUGAGGUUUCACCAAGCUCUGCAAUUUCACUUACUGAAGUUGAAAUUUCUUUACUGUCUUGUGUUCCAAUUUAUGCUAUACGGUACGUUCAAUCACUUAUAAAGAAUUCCAAAAGUGCUGUUGAUCAGCGGAUCAAUGGUCUUGAAGAGCUGGAUACCACUCGCUCCAUCAAGCUCAGGCGCUCGCUCGCCACAUCAGAGUUCAUCCGUGAAAAAAUGUUGGGAGCUGUGGAAUCGUUUGUGUUGAUGACCGGAGAGGAAACGAACAAACCCGGGUUUCUGCGGUCUAUUGCCCUACUAGGCCCUAUUGUUUGCCCUGAUAUAAGGUUAUUUUUUAAUGCUUUUGUCGAGGGCGUGGAGGCUAUGAUUUUUAGGAUGGAUUACACCCAAUCCGAUAUUUCUCAAUGUGUUGAGGUUAUUCAGUCAUUCCAGUCUGGUGCUAACGUGGACGUGCUUACGGCGGAGCAACGACGUCGUCUCUGUUCUGCAGAGUUUUCAUUGGCAUUGCGCUGCGGGAAACUUAGUGCUGUUGUAAACUGCCUUUUGCAUGUGCCAAAGAGCAAGGAGGUUGAGAAAUGCUACCGCACUCCCCCGAUGCAGUAUAGUAUUGGUUGUGUUCGAACAGAAAUGGAUUGCUUCUUAACCCGAGUGUGCGACUUACCUUGCUCUGUCCACCCAGUGCCAGUGUAUUGCUUCCCCAAUGAUGAGAAACUUUUUCUUUGUAGUAGGUCCCGUGGUUGGGUUCUUGACCAGUUGGGCAUGAUGGGGACCCGCUUCAAGGUUCGACAACAGUUUGACAUUUCGUCGCGGAAAGGCGCGCGCAUCAUUCACUGCAAUGAGAAAAAGUUUUUGGCGGUUUAUCAGUCUUCAUCUGCUACGGGGGGCCUUCGAUACGUUAUGGAGAGGUGGGAUCGUGAGCCAGGCAAACAGCCAGAGACGUCGGAGAUAUCAUUUUGUUUUGAUGACAAUUCAGCCGCCGCGCGCGAUGUUGUGUUUGAUGUUUACGGUAGUACUCUGACAUGCCUUGUGUGUAGCAAAGCAUCGAGGCUGUCGAACAGCAAAUGCUAUUUGGUUAGUGGUGAUGUUGACGUAGUCUUGUCUAAGAGCCGGAGUGAGUUUCAGGUGGGUUCGCAACAUGCGUUGAGGCGAGGCCCUUGUUCAUGGCCCUUAAGGAACAAGUGCUAUUAUUUUACCAAGACAAACUGCAUAUCAGUUGGAAGAGUAACGUUGAAGGAAAAUUUUCAUCCAUUUAGCAUUGAGUUGUGGGUCUAUCCAUGUAACUGCUCCGAUAAUCAGGCGAUUUUAUCCAUUGGUGAUAAGAAUGCAGAUGAGAUUUUGAUCGAGAUCGAACCCACUUCAGAUGGUGUGCUAUUGCGGGGCGGGACGAGGACUCCACACCUUGGGGUAUCCUUUGUUUCUUACCAUAUUCCGGGGAAGCCAACAUUUUGUUAUCGAUGGUGGCACCUGGGUCUUCUUUUUAAGGGUAACUCCUGGGAGUUAUGGGUCAAUGACUCGGUUGUUGCACAGGCGCCUGCGCUUGUGUGGCCAGAAGCGAUAAGUGAUGCAGUGUGCUGCCUUGGGAAGUCAUUUGUCGGCUUUUUGGUUGAGGUGCGCAUUUGGAACUGCUAUCGACCCGCCCCGCAACUUUACAGGGAUGGCAGGCGAUCUUUAACAGGGGCAGAGGCGACUCUUGUGGGUUAUUAUCCCCUUGACGAGGGGGAGGGUGAUAUUAUAGCAGAUCAUGCCCCUGGGGGUAGUCAUACUAUUUUGCACCACGGGCAAGCCAACUGGUCCAGUGUCGACACUUUUCCUGUUGAGCCACCCCGGGCGAUGAGGUACAUUGAUGAGUUCGCACCGAUUACGUGGCGCGAGUCGUCUGGCAGUAUAUAUUUUUCUAGCUCGCCAGGAUAUGUUGCUCUAGCUGUGCUUGCUGACGGGCCGUGCCUUAUGAUUUGCGAGUAUGCGGUGCACAAUUUGCUUCUGAUGUUCCAGGUACGGGUCGACCUGCCAAGCCGGACGGCGCUUAAGGACCUUGCGUAUAACGGUCUGCGCCACUCUUUGGUGUGUUAUGCGUCAUCUGCUGACCAUCCCAGGCGCCUGCUAGUGUGGGAGUUACACAAGCAACACCAUCUCUUUCUGAAAGAAACGUACAAGAGCAUUUGGGACUGCGAGAGGGACUUAUUGACACAGUGUUCGGCUUACGCUGGCCGGGUUGUAAGUUCCGAGCGGUGCCUCAUUGAUCAACUCGCGUGCUUCGUGCAGCUUCCCACACUUGUCGUAGAUGCGUCGGAGGGACUUUUGGGAGGUUUACUCAAACUUAUACGAGUUGUGUUGCUGGAGCAAAAGGAGCGAGAUCACGCUGCGCAGUUGUGUUCUUUGCUUCACGCGAACCUGCUCUAUAGGGUAGAGAGAGACCCUGAGGUCCUUAAAAGGGAAAUUGGAGCCCCCUUCCCCGAUGCACAAAGUUUAAUAAAUGUCGCACAGUGCUGUGGUGAGGCGACCGACCCGCGGAAUGCGUUGCUGCGCCUUUCUUUCCAGGAGUCUUUCUUCGAUACCGGUCUCCUUUCUAUGACGUGUCGGUGCCUGCUUUCAGGAGGGUCCCGCCUUGCUUUUAUUAAGGGGCAGGCAGGGCGACCGAGGCUAACAGAGAAGGAGGAUAUGCUCUUUCGGUCGUUGCUCGAGUAUUAUGAGUCGGUGCAGGCAUCAAGCUCUCUGAUCACGAAUGCAGAGAGUGCCCAACUCUUUUGCACGUCUUUAAUGGCGGAGGAGAUUUUUCAGGUGGAGCGAUGGAUCUCUCGUCGUGGUAAAGCCGUGGACGCUGUGAAGAGUGUAAGUCGAUGUCUUGAAGUCUUCCAAGAGAUUCUGCUCGCGAAAACUGUGGAGGAACGCGGGGGCGAUUGUGGUGGUUACGUCGCGUCGUAUGCGAAGCUUCUUUUGAAGACGAGCGAGAAAAUAAUUGAAUCUUUUCUUAAGGCCAUUCACACUAAGCCCGAAAACUGUUGGUCUGGAUUGGUCACAUGCAUGGAGUAUAGUACUGUUGGCUCGCUUCUACCGUCCUUCAGCGUCGCCUUUUCGCUUCUACCCACCAGUGUGCAGGCGAACUGCGUACCCUACUUGAAGGGGUGCCGUGAGGCUUUAUUUUCCCUUACUGAGGCUCUCCCAGGGAGCGAGCGGCUCCCUUACGACCUUGGGGUAGCACUUACCUCGGCGCUGUGUCGCAUUGGCUGCUCGCUACUGGUUUCUUCGGAUAUGGUAACUGUCAAGGUGGAUCCUAAGUACCUUCAGCUGAUGUCCUGCGGAAUCCGUAAGAUUGGAUCGGAGAGAGAUGCAAUCAUCAAAAAUUUGCAGCAAGGAGUGGGAUCUAUUUCAAAGGUGGUUGAAGAGUUGCGCCGUGAGGACCCUGGAGCGCUGCUUGUUCUUCGUGAUAGCCGCUUGAUGAAGCUCGAAUGCUUACUUAUGGCAUCAUUUUGUGCGUUACUAAUGCCAACAGAAUCUUUGAGACGUGCAACAAAGCAAAACUUGUCCCCAAUGUUUCGGCAUGUGCACAACAUGAGGCCACUGAUUCUUUCUAUACGUCAAGAGGACCCUGAGUAUCUUGAGGUUAUUGGGCAAAGGGCUCUUUUUUUGGCCCGAUUUGAGCCCAUAUGUGGGUCAAGGACCGAAGGGACGCCUCGUGUUAGACGUUACGCGAAAGAUGUGAACCCCCAGAAGAAAUGGAGGCGUUUUUUUCAGAUUUGGAAAGCGCUGCGCUCUUUGAAGACGAAAUUGCCUCAGCAACGGGACGCCGACGUUGGGGAUAUGAGCGCAAUCAUUGUGCAAUUUCUUCAUGACAAGAAAAUGGGUCGUGACAGCGUUGAUCGUCUUGUUGCACAGCAAACUCAGCGUGCACAAUACCGCCUCUCCGGUAUGCUUUUGCUUCGACAGCUUAUGGAAGAGGCAAGGGUGAGCGAGCCACUGGCAAAAAUUGUUCUUCCUGUUUUAGCCAAAACGUUCACGGGAUGGCAUUAUGCAGACAGCGUCCAGUGUUGCUCAAAGGAGGAUUUUCUUCGACUCCAUGGUGCUUUCUUUCAGCUUUUGGAACUGGUUGUCGGCGCCGUAGGUAGCGAGGAGCGCAAUCUUUGGGCCGACACCCUAUUGGCAUUGUUAACUUCGGAGCUUAGAGUAACAGAUUUUCAGAGAAUGAGAGGCGAUGUGGCUACGAAGCUCCGGACACUGUGGCGGUUUGAGAACCGCAGGACGGCCGGUUGUUCGGUUCUCAACGGGAACAUACCCGAGGUUAUUCGCUCCACACUGCUUUCUCCUGGUGGAACCGCGCCUUCACUGGUUGUUGGGCGCUCUGGUUGUACUUUGAAGGGCCUAGGGUGCAGGGGGACGUCUGUGGCCCCAUGUGAGUGGUCGCUGGGUCGCAAGAGUGUCUCAUACUUUUUUGAGGUACAAAUCGUGGACUUGUGUCCGGGUGCAAAUUGUUGUAUCGGUGUCGGCCCCGCCGAGUAUAACGUGUCGCGACUCCCUGGCUGGGACGGCGAUUCGUAUGCUCUGCACAGCAGUGAAGGAGUACUUUACGAAGGUAACACCUUGGGUCGUCCUGUGGGAUGCACGUUCGGCAUCGGAGACGUCGUAGGUUGCGGCUGGAACACUGAAGCAAGGGAGCUUUACUGGACCAAAAAUGGAAGAUACGUUGUUGCCACAGCACACGUGUUGCAACAACAAUUGCACCCGUUGAUUGGAAUUUCUGGGAGAGGACUCGUCAAAGUAAAUUUCGGUCGGGACCGGUUUGUUUUUGACAAGCUAAAGGUGUCUCGGCCCCCAAGGCGAAAUAUUGGGGAACGUGCAUGGGAUGUAUUUCGCAUGUUUUCGCUUCGCGCUGCUCUUUGUGCCGUUGAGCUCCGUAAUGACUCGUCGUCUUCACCCGACAGUGCAGUUGAAGACAUCCGGGCCCGUCUUGAACAAUGUUUUGGAUGUAUAUGUGCGGAGAUCGAUCGUGCGAUUUCGCUCCCUUUGUCUGAGCCUUUCAUUACAUCUCUGUGCUCCCAUUUGACUGUCUUGGCCAAGGUGCUCACCCCUGCACAAGGUGAGAUCCUCACGCCAUGUGUUCAAUGUGUGGUGACAGUUCUGCAAAAAGGAACCAAUUAUGCCCUCACAGACCGCACCUGUAGCUCGAGGCUGCGUUGUUCCCUCAUCACAGCGUGGUGUAGUUUCAUGAACUUGGCCCCACCACAGGCGAUUGUGGAAGAUGACCAGUAUCCAAGGUUUCUUGAGACGUUGCUUUCGCUGGCUCGGGAACUUGAGUGGGGUGCCGUUCGGAAGUUGGGAAGCGUGGGUGAGGUCUUUGCUCCCAUUGAAGCUUGGACGGCCUUGGCGCUACUACAGCGCAUGAAUUGUCACAAUUCAACUCAUUACUGGGGAGAGAAGUUGCAUGCAUGGAUCGUCCAAAGUGUUGGGGAUACAUCCGAUUAUACUAACAUAUCCCUCGCCCUUCGUAUAAUCAAUGGCGCAUCACGGCUCGCUGUCCCGGGGGAUCGUAUCGUGGUGUAUAAAUCGAAGCACACAAAGUUAGUCGCCACGGUGGUGGAUUACUCUCUUGAAGAUGAAACGUGCGAGGUGAUCGAGUGCGAGGAGAAGCGGCAAACCGUGUCUUUGCGGCGAGCAGACAUUGUCGUUGGGGAUGAUUCGUCGUUAUUUCCUCAGACAGGCAAUAUGUUUCACCAAAUUCAGCUGACUCACGUUUUCCAGCUAGCCCAGUCGCUCUGUAGUGAGCGGGAAGUGGAAGACGUAACCUUGAAGACAUCUCUACAUUAUAGGGUGCUCGCCAUCUUUUGGCAGUGCGCUCAGAGAGGUUUUCUUACGACCGCUUCCGGACUUAUCCCUCUGUUGAGUAGGGCUUUGGAUAAUGUGGAAAGUACACCCGACGGAUACCAAGUGCUGCUGCAGGAGAGAUUAGUAAUUGAGAACUGCUUGCUGGGGAGGGCGGUUAGUGCUACUGAUUCUGCUUCCAACGGCAAUAGCCAUGAUAGUAAGCCUCCUGCGAUUCCUGAGGUGGGCGAUCCACCUGGUGCUAGUGCCAGGGAACUGCGGGCGCGUCUUGCUCAAGAGCUGUCCAUGCGCGGGUACAAUAUUGACCUUUGUUUUAUGGCACUAGACGAGACGGGGAAUGAUCCGCAUGCAGCUCUCCAACUACUUGGUGACCAUCAUGAAGACUUCAUGUCUGCCCGACGCCGUACGACACCCUCUACCACUGACGACGAGGAUAUUAGCACCGACGAAGCGGAAGAGACUGCUGAGUAUGAUAUGCACGAUAUCUUUAGUCCUGAAAGUGAAGAUGGCAUGAACGAAAAUGUGUCUGUAGAUCAGUGCGACUCCCUUACCGAUUGCAUCCGCUUCCUUGGGGGUUAUGUGUCCAUUACGUUUGAACACUCGCUGGGGGAUCAGUUUACCGUUGAUUUGCAGUUGUACCUUUUUGACGUUACAGCAACACAGGAUGUACUCUAUCAGUUGGCUGCCCAGGGCGAAUGGGAGCUGGUGGCACGCGUUCAGGAUUCUUCUUUCUACUGUGGGUGGAUGCGGCGGGGCGAUGCCGGACCCUCGCUCUGCAAGGCACCUAUCGGAUAUUCAAGUACGACACGAUGGGUGCAGUUAACGGUGGUGCAGGGGGAGUCCAGGUUUUCCCUCUAUAAGUGUGGCGUUCUUCAGUGUGAUAUGGAGAUCCCCUUCAGGGGUCGCUUAUUUGAAAGUGGACUGCAUCUUGGUGGGUGUGCAGACGACGAGGAAACCCGACUUAACGGGGGCAUAAGGGAUGUUAGGUUCUAUAGUUGUGCGCUGACGAGUGAGGAGGUAAGCCGGCUGACAGCAAUGCGGUCGGACGGCAGGCUUCCACAGUGCACCCUCAGGUUGGAGUGUACCAGCGAAACGAUAAAGGCUGUUACAGCAGAUCCCAGAUUGAAUGCCAGUCUUGCUAUCACUGGGGCGGUUACAUGGUUUGAGCAGAUCAGCGGGCAUGGUCGCACUGGCGACGUCUGCAACCCCGAGGUUGACUUGACAACCCAGAACGGCGAAGGUGGCAUUUUCGUCAUUGAAACUGUCAAUGAGGACAGUAGUGUCUCCGCUGUUUGGUUUAAGCGAAAGGACCAACCAAGGGAGCAAAUUUUUGCCGCCAUCCAAAAACUUGAUAGGCAACUUAUCUGCUACUACGCCGUAGCUAUAACAACUCAUCUAAUGAGUCGGACUCCAGAGCCGGAGCUGUGUCUCACACCGGAGCAGGUUCGUCGCAUGGUUCAGUUUGUAGUGAAUUCCAGCGACGCUAAUCUGUUCAAGUCGUUUGGCCACGCCCUCCAGCACAUAGCGAUGCGCGAAAAUAUUAGCAUAAUUAAUUAUGCGAUGCAGGAACUUGUAGAUGUGCUUCAGCGGGAGCAGAAGAUGCUUGUACUAGAGUCAUCGCAUCCCUUCAAGUCUGCUCUGGAAACAGCCCAUGAGGUGCAUGUCCCUGGUAGGCGAGAAUAUGAAUUACAUUUUGACACGCGUUGCUCGAGUAACAUGCUCGUAACCUUUUGUGCAGAGCACACACUUUCUACCGUUAUUGCCCACGCUCCAGGAUAUGCACUGAACUCUCUGUGCAUACGCGCAUCGCGUUUUUUCAUAGAUGUGCGCAUCGAUAUAUCUGCUGCGCAAUGGGGGUACAAGAUCGCCGUUCUGUACGAUCUAUCGGUAGCACGUUCCGCUGCUCAACUUGUUCGAACAACUCUCUCCGCAGUAACGGCAAAAGGCAUGGAGCGAGUUCCCUUUCUCAGGACGAGGGAGUGUUUUGGUGGCUUAGAAAAUGCUGUUAGAGUUAACGUCGGUGUUACACGCCGUCUCAUACUUUCGUGCCUGACGGACCUGUUCCUUCAUGUGUUGGAGUAUGCUGAACCAAUGCCCCCGGUAACAUGCGUGCAUGAUCUUCGGCGGAUGUCGGAGCGACUUUUCCGUCAAGCUGUGGGGCCCCAGCAUCUCCACAGUCGUUUCGUGCAGGUUGUUUCCGAGUUUUACGUUGCUUUCAGUGAUGCUGAGCAAUGUCUUAGUCUCGUUGAUGAGGAAAGGAAGAAGGUGUUGGGUAGGGUGUACGAUGCCAGUGCGGAUGCUGACCGUUUUCAGCGCAAGAGGCUGGAGCAGCGCAACCUUUACAAACGCCGCGAAGGAUUGCGUGUCAAUGUGGAAAAGGUCCUCCACGUUGAGAGUCUUCGAGUUGGCGUGAAUCAAAACAAGACAAUUUUGGCCUGUAGUGAGCUCUCAGGAAGCUCACUCAUUGCAGACGUGCCACUUGGACGUGGGCGUUGGUACUUUGAAGUUCGCAUGAUGUCAACGGGUGAUGUAUUUAUCGGUGUCCUUCCUUCUCGGACACAUAGUUGGACGGAUUUGCCAACUCUAGAGACUUUCGUGGCGUUUAACGGUAAAACGGGCACGUACCAUGGAGUGAAAAAUGUUGCUGUUGCACCCCGUCGUAUUUGGAAGGCUAAAGACUAUGUAGGUGUGGUGAUGGAUGGUGCCCAAAAGAUUUGCUCCUUUUUCGUAAACGGUCAGGACACUGGACUGUUUUUCCCGUUUGGUGAGAACGAGGUGGAGGCCACUGCGGCUGCUGGUGCCAGGGCCGCCGGUGAGCAGGAAGUGAUAUACCAUCCCCUCUUCGUGUUGGAUGAGGCAGAAGGGGUUACCAUUAACUUUGGUGGGGCGCACUUUGAAUACGAGCUGCCCCGUAAUUGUUUUCCCCUUGAUCCAGCGAACCUUACUUUGGGGACAUUAAUUCCUUACAAUCAGGUACGAGCUUUUCACGACCUUGCCGCGUACUUCGCGUCCGGCGGAAGAACUACUUUACCUCCCUUUUUCCAUGAGGAGGCAAAUCCUUUCGAGAAUUCAACGGAGCGCUUGGGACCACCGCACGUCUCUCUCCAUUCCACGUCGGGUGUGCAGGUGAGCCUGCUCCACGUGCGAAACACGGGGCUGCUCUUUGCCACUGUGAGGGCAAACUGCCGUGUGACCGGGGGGAAAUGGUACUACGAAGUUAUGUUGCGCUCCCAAGGACUCAUGCAGAUUGGAUGGUCGUCGUCGAAUGAGUCGCGGGAAGACAGUGUUGGUGAUACAGCCGGCUCGUGGUCUGUGGAUCUUUUUAGGCGUGUAAAGUGGCACGACGGUAAGGCUGAGCCCUUUACCUCGUCAAGAAGGUGGGUCGUUGGUGAUGUUAUUGGUUGUGCGAUCGACCUGGUUGCGAAAAAAAUGAUUUUUUCGUGUAAUGGUCGUCUUCUUUGCGAUACGAAUUUGUUUGACUGCACGUUCACGGGCCUUCCGGAUGGUCUCAGUUACGAACCUGCUGUUUCCAUGAGGGCUGGAAACGAGGUGAUGUUCAACUUCGGUUCUUCCACUCUAAGGUACAAACCUGAAGGCUUCUGCGCAUUAGGUGUCCCUGACUCUUGGAAUGAGCGGAUCGACGCGUUUUAUUCUACUUUACGUCCAUCCACCACACUGCUGCGUCUCCAAGCGCUGCGGAGCAUUUGGCUGUCAGCUGACAAGCUUUUGAGGGAUGAGGUUCUAACACCUUAUGAAAAUGUUGUCGCUGCAUUGGAACAAUACUGUCGACAGCACGGCAAGAGCAUUGUACAAGUUACGGAGGAUGUCUGCGCUGACUGUUUUCGUGAUUCAUCUGUUUCGGUGAAGAAGGCUUUGGAGGCCUACAGAGUGCUCGUUGCCUUUUCCCGUGUCGCACAGACUGUUAUUCCCUUACUUCAUCUAGAUACGCGGCACCCUAACGUCUCGACCAAACUGUUUCUGAUGUGCCGAACCCUCAUUUUCACUUCUAUUCGUAAUGAGAUGGUGGACGACAUCGUGCGGGAAACAAAUGUUCGAUGUGAGCAUUUUCGUGUGUCUAUUAAUCGAGUGAAUGCCCGAGCGAAUAAAGCCUCGUGGAUGUCAUCUGUCUUCGGUCAAACCUUUUCGCUUGUAGCAGAUCAGAACCCACGUAUUUUUUGUACAAACAGGAGAUUUUGGAGUGUGGUAUUCCUUGGUGAGGGCGCUGAGGACGUUGGCGGUCCCUUCCGCGAGCAUAUUAGUGAGAUGUGCCGGGAGCUCAUGAGCACAGAGCUGCCUCUCUUUGUGCCCACUGCGAACAACGUACAUAACACUGGGAGUUACCGUGACGCCUUCGUUCCCGCCGCGUCCGCAUUGAGUGAUACGGAGCUUUCCGCAUACGUCUUUGUCGGCCAGUUGAUGGGAGGUGCUUUAAGAAACAACGAGCCGUUGGGGCUCUUUUUCCCUCCUCUUGUGUGGAAGUUCCUGUGUUUCUACCCCAUAACGGAGUCAGAUAUCGAUGACAUUGAUCGGAUUUGCCUGCAGUGUAUACGGGAGUUCCGCAGCCUCAAUGACCGCCUUGGAUCAAGCGACAUGUAUGACGAGGUGUUUGACUCAGAGACAUUCACGACACGAUUGAGUGAUGGCACUUUGAAAGAACUAAUCGCUGGUGGUAGUGGGAUGCGGGUGACAUUCGAUCGUUGUGGGGAGUAUGCUGAUGCACUCUCCGCCGCGCGGAUGAGCGAGUUCAAUACCCAGCUACAGAAGAUACGUGAGGGUCUGCUCAAUGUGAUACCGGAAACUGUGCUCUGUUUGCUGACCCCCUCUGAGUUGGAACAGCGCGUUUGUGGGAAAGCGGACUACACUGUCGAAGAGCUGAGGGGGGGUACUGUGUACGAGGGCCUAACCAGCGAUGACCGUCGUGUGCAGCUACUGUGGCAGGCGCUGGAAGACGCGACGAUGCAGCAGCGCCGUUUGUUCCUACGCUUUGUCUCCGGGCGUGACAGGCUUCCAGUAAAAUUGCGUAUCUUGCCGCUCUUAACGUCGGAUGAUGCGGACAGCACGCUCCCCCGUGCUGCGACAUGCUUCUUUGCGCUUGAGCUUCCUGACUACUCUUCUCUUGAAGUGAUGAAGGCCAAGCUGUACUACAGCAUCGAAAACUGUGCCGAUAUUGAUGCCGAUUUUAAUCCGCCGGAAGUGGACGAGGCGGAGGCGCCGCAGCUUAUGAUAGGUGUUGAGGACGCGCGACAAGACGAGGCUGAGUCUACCACACCGAGUGAUUAG
Trypanosoma brucei brucei TREU927 is the source of this 11166-nucleotide messenger RNA. RefSeq lists its product as hypothetical. Gene Ontology annotation, molecular function: ubiquitin-protein transferase activity; protein binding. NCBI's taxonomy places the organism in Eukaryota, Euglenozoa, Kinetoplastea, Trypanosomatida, Trypanosomatidae. Bases 1 to 11166 code for a protein of 3721 amino acids. The record is from RefSeq and is a predicted model, not a curated record. Gene Ontology annotation, cellular component: cytoplasm. The transcript has a single exon.